Vitrella brassicaformis is the source of this 1488-nucleotide messenger RNA. NCBI's taxonomy places the organism in Eukaryota, Vitrellaceae. The record is from the annotation of a GenBank genome assembly.
UCGAAGGCAGUCUUCAAUAGCCCCUUCAACAGGCGCGCUAGAUUGAUACAUGUCUAUUGAUAUCAUCGCUGGAUAUCAAUAGGUUCACAUCCAAUUGCAUCCAGCGAUGCAUUGGUAUACUUGGCGAAGCACGUCUUCAACAAGGGCGUGUCUUGUGUUCUUACUGCAGCCCUCUGAGUACCUGCGUGCUAUCGCCAUUGUUGCAUGCGUCGGUGUGCUUCUCCAACACUCGUGCUGUGCUCGUCUCUGUAAGCUAAUUGAACCACCGCUUCGCACGCUUUUUUCGACCCCCGCCCAAUUCGCGGCCCGGGGUGCCCACGCAGUGGGUGCCCCUUACUCGGAAUCCUGACAACAGCAACGAUCAAAGCAUCCAGCUCCGUUGCCCGCUGCCGAAGCUCGCAAACUUUAGGACAUUCCAUGAAACCGCUCUCUCUCAGGCCUAGGGUGCAUUACGUGAUACCACUCUCUCUCCAAGUCCGGCGGAGGAAGAUGAAGUACCUUUUCCUCGCCCUGGCCCUCUCAGCGAUGGCAGCAAGAUCUCAGCUCUGCGAGUUCGAGUGCCCGUCAGGGACGAAGAUGCUGCAGGACUACGAAUACGUAUCCAACGGGUGGUAAGCACACGAAAUGUCACAUAGAGGGAAGAAAGGCAGCGCGUUGCGUACGUACGCCGUGUUUGCCUUCCUUCAGUGGCUCGGAAACGAUGGGCAUCAGAGUGGACCCUGGUCAGCAGACAAACAAACCACCAAAGAGAAAGGAAAACAAACAGCUCCGAUCUCACAUGGUGUGCUGUGUGUCGGUUUUCACUCAGAAUUCGCAUUUGAACCUUGCUGCGAUCUCCACGACGCGUGCUACGAGAUAUGCGGCAUGGCCAGAGAGACCUGCGAGGACGAGUUCAGCUCCUGCAUGAAGAAGGUGUGUGACGGCCUCACCAACGAAGACGACAGGGCCCGGUGCUCAAACCAGCAGAAGCUCUUCGUCUUCGGCACGACCGCCUUCGGCUGCGUGUCGUUCCUCUCCGCACAAAAGGAGUCAUGCACGUGCGCGGAGCCGAGUGCGUGUUCCCUGGAGGCGCAGGUGGCGCCGCCAGCCUUCAUGGAGGGCGCUGCUGCUGCGGCGGCGGGGGAAGCGGCGUGCGACCCCGCCAAGCAGCUGAUGAGGGGGGCGCUGGAAAAGAUGUACGGGAAGCUGAGCAUGGCCGACAAGGCGGGCAACGCGACAUUCAUCGAGUCCACGCUGGACAAACAUGAGGCUAAGUACCCUGAGCUGGUGCUUUCUAUGAUCAAGUAGCUGCGACAGGAGAAGAAUAUGCAAUCGGGACUGACUUGGCGUACACAGUGCGUGCGUGCGUGCGUGUGUGUGUGUGCAGGCAGUACCCCAAGCAGCUGAUUAAGAUGAAGGAGUGGGGCGCGUCGGACAAUGAUGCCGACAGAGUGUGACCCCUCACUCAUCCACUGGUGUGGAAGGAACAGCUGAGAGAGCAGGAGAGAC